AUGUCAAAAGUUCAAUCCUCUGUCGUUAAAGUUCCAGACAGUGAACUCAUUGAAUUUCUUCAACGUUACAUUCAACGUAAGAGAAAAUAUUAUGCCAUCGUUGAAUUUAUACAGUCAGGAAUGCAAAAGACUUCUGAGGAGAUGGAAAGAAUUAUUGACAAACACCACUUACGUCAAUACUCAGGAGUUUACGAUAUGAAACGACUUACAAACUACAUUCUGUCAAAACUUUCAAAAUACCCCUUCAAAAAAUAUCCUUCAAACACUCUGCUCGUUUGCGACGACUUCGCCGGAAAAGGUUUAGUGUCAAAACCAGACUCACCAUUAGCUAACAUCAUUACUAAAGUCAGACAUUACCACUUAACUGUAGCAAUACUUAUGCAAACAUGGAGGUUUUUAGCUUUAAACAUAAAACGUCUCAUAACUGACUUCGUUAUCUUUCAAGGUUUCUCACGUUAUGAUAUUGAACUCAUUUGGAAACAGUCAGGUAUAACAUUACCUUUUGAAGAAAUUUGGGAAGCAUAUAAGUCUCUCAUCUCUCCUCGUUCAUACCUUGAGAUUCAUAUCAUGACUAAUACCAUUAAAGUCAAAAAUAUUCCAUGGGAACGACCAACAUUGUUUUAA
Messenger RNA from Trichomonas vaginalis G3, 624 nucleotides. RefSeq names its product protein of unknown function, DUF4106 family. Lineage: Eukaryota; Parabasalia; Trichomonadida; Trichomonadidae. Bases 1 to 624 code for a protein of 207 amino acids. The transcript has a single exon. The record is from RefSeq and is a predicted model, not a curated record.